AUGGCGACCAUAGCCUCUGGAUUGCGCUCCCCGCCUACACCUCGCUCGGGAGCGACAUCACCGCGCCCCACGUUCGACGCCGAGUUGCUGAAGGCGUACAUGAAGAAGCUGGUGCAGUCGACCUUGCAGAAUGCGACAUGGCCUGAGCAGAAGGACCACGACCGAGUGAAGGCGUGGACGAAGGAGAUUGGCGAGCGGGUGAAGGAGCGAGCGAUUGGUGCCAAAUACAUUGUUAUGACACAACUACAGGAAAAUCUGGGCCAAGGCGGCAGGGCUGACAUGGCAUGUCAUUGGGAAGACUCGGACGCGGUCGCACGAGAGAUGUUCGUGAAUAAUUCUAUUGUCUGCACAUGUGUCGCCUUCGCCAUACGGACAAUAUGA
Messenger RNA from Fomitopsis serialis, 381 nucleotides. RefSeq lists its product as uncharacterized. The record is from RefSeq and is a predicted model, not a curated record. The transcript is spliced from 4 exons. The coding region runs from base 1 to 381 and encodes 126 amino acids. Lineage: Eukaryota; Fungi; Basidiomycota; Agaricomycetes; Polyporales; Fomitopsidaceae.